AUUACCAUUAUUAUCAUCAACUUCAUUUUAUGUUGCCGCGUCUUUUAAAGUAUGUAAUUUAUUUUGUGUGUGUUCUAUUUUAUAAAAUGUAAAAAAAAUAUUGAUAUUUGACUCUUAAAAUUGAAAAAUCUUAUUUCGCGGGCAUAAAGUACAAGAAAGAAGACGGUAGGAGAGAUUUCUGCUACCGUCAGAAAUGAAUCUAAAUUAUGAUACUUUUAUCAAACAGGAAGUGCUUAAUACUGAAGAUGAACUGCUCACCCAUGUGACUAGUUCUUUAAAUCCAAAUCUAAAUAUACCAGUUAAAAAUGAACCGAUAACAGAUGAACCUUUACUACCAUCAAUAACAAUCAAAAAUGAACCUCUAACACAGGAAACAUUAAUAGAAGAAACUGUAACAAUUAAAACAGAAAAUCAAUUACAAAAUCCUACAACAAUACCAGGAGAUAGUUUUAUAAUCUAUGAAUUGGAAACACCGCCAACCACAACUCUUCCCUUAUUACCGACACAUACUUUACAAAAUGAGCAACAAUUAUUUGAAUCAACUCCAGUUCAAAUAAAUCCUCAAAUAUCAGCCUUAACUUUAACACAAACGAAACAAGUGGCAGUUAAUACAACGACAGUUAAUCCAACUUUAAAUUCCUGUGCGCCAACUCACACGACUGAAACGAUUAAAACAACACCAACCGCUAAAGCAUCCGUAUUGACAUCAUCCCCAUCAGCACCUCCAGUUUUAUUAAAUGCUCAAUUUAGAAAACGUCAUAAAGUGGUAUUACCUGUUAAUCCUAUAGACAAAAGAACGCGCUACAAUAUAGAAGGAUCGACAACAAAACAAUUAAACAAAACUCCAUCGGAUGCUACGAAAUCCACAAAAAUUUUAAAUAAUUGCCGUUCUUUAAAUGCGGGCAAUAAAAAAAUUAUUAAUCAUUUAAUAAAACAUAAACAAUUGAAUCAAAGUAAAGAAAAGGAAUCAUCCUCCACAAUUCCCGUUAAUAUUUCAAAACCACAGGAGUCUAUACCCAUUGUAGAACAAAGAUUAAGUCCCAUAACAUUACCCCAUAUCGAGCAAAUCACCACAACUGCAAACACACAAACCGAAAUUAAGCAAGACAUUUUAUCUACCCCUCCUUUAAUAACUCCUGUAAAAGUUGAAAAUUUGUUGCCCAUAACAAAGGAAACAAAAGCUCCUCCUUUAAUGCCCGAAUUGAGAGUCAAAUGUUUAUGCAGUCUAACAGCUGAAAGUACUUAUACCUCAACCGAUAAUUCAGAAUUAAAAGACUUCUUUCAAAAAAUGUUUGAAGAGACUAGAAAACUAAAUAAAAUACAGCAGCGCAAAGUGAAAAUGUCACUUUUGCAAGCUGUUUCAGAAUCUGAAGAGUUAAUGGAACAGGGAAAGUGUUGUGGUUUUUAAUAGAUUUUAGAUAUUUUAAUUUAGCAAUAGAAAGUUUAACAAACUAAUAUUACCGAGACUCAAUUGGCCAAUACUUAUUUUUAUGUAUUUUUAAAUUAUGUAAUAAGUUAAACUAAUUUAUAAGAAUUUUAUUAUGUAUAUGUAUUUUUAUGCCGUAAAUUAAAUUUGCAUUAAAUAAAAAAUAAAACAAA
Messenger RNA from Lucilia sericata (common green bottle fly), 1599 nucleotides. RefSeq lists its product as uncharacterized. The record is from RefSeq and is a predicted model, not a curated record. The transcript has 2 exons. The coding region runs from base 194 to 1408 and encodes 404 amino acids. NCBI's taxonomy places the organism in Eukaryota, Metazoa, Arthropoda, Insecta, Diptera, Calliphoridae.